Molecule: messenger RNA, 837 nt
Organism: Trichomonas vaginalis G3
Lineage: Eukaryota; Parabasalia; Trichomonadida; Trichomonadidae
Product: histidine phosphatase superfamily (branch 1) family
Exons: 1
Coding region: 1-837 (278 amino acids)
Biological process (GO): glycolytic process
Molecular function (GO): intramolecular phosphotransferase activity
Source: RefSeq, a predicted model, not a curated record
AUGCUGCAAACUUCGUCACAAUUUGGAAGAUUUCCAGUUGAUAUGGUUAUAGUUAGAAAUGCUAUUAGUGAAGGAGCUAUUGCAAUUAAAAAGAAACAACUGGGUUUAUCAUAUACAAUGGACGAAAAACUUCAAAAUCUUCAUCCAUCACGUUGGAGACUUACAAAUUUCGGUCGUUUGCAAGCCGAAUGCACAGGAAAUUGGAUCAAUGAACACUUUCCCCUCCAAUUUGAUGCUUAUAUCACAGGUGAAUUUGUAAGAUCAAUCGAGACUGCCGCCACAAUGAAAUUAAAAGGUGCUUUAUGGAAACCAUCCUUAUAUUUAAGACCUCGUGAGUUCGGCAAUUACUCUCUCCUUUCUAGAGGCGUAAAUCCCAAAGAAGUUCAAGCAUCUAGGAACAUUAAAGAAAAAGUAAGAGAUUCUUUCUACUGGACUCCACCUAAUGGUGAGUCUAUCGCACAACUUACACUCAGAACCGAAAGAGUUAUUCACUGGAUUAGAAAUAGAGUUCCAGCAGAUGGUUCCGUUGUUAUUGUCACAAAUAAGGAUAUUAUGGAAGCUCUCAGAAUCAGAAUUGAGAAGAUAUCUCAAUCAGAUUACGAUAGAAGAAUAAAUCAUUGUCCAAAAGACGAAUCAUUACAUUACUGCUCAAUAUUACACUACUCAAGACGUAAUCCGAAAACUGGUGAAAUUGUUCCACGCUACAGCUGGAUGAGAAUUUGUACUCCUUGGUUAGGAAAGAAUUACGCAAAGGAAGACUUUAAAGAGAUAUACGAGAUAUCUUAUAAGAAUGAGGAACUUCUGGCCGAAGUUUCUAACGUUCCAUGUUUGUUUUAA